This is a messenger RNA of Anoplopoma fimbria (sablefish), 4096 nucleotides long. RefSeq names its product atlastin 3 (gene atl3). The transcript is spliced from 14 exons. Gene Ontology annotation, biological process: endoplasmic reticulum organization; protein homooligomerization. The coding region runs from base 338 to 1933 and encodes 531 amino acids. The record is from RefSeq and is a predicted model, not a curated record. NCBI's taxonomy places the organism in Eukaryota, Metazoa, Chordata, Actinopteri, Perciformes, Anoplopomatidae. Gene Ontology annotation, molecular function: GTP binding; GTPase activity.
UUUAUCUUGUCCACACUGGUGUGAGACCUGCCAGUGUGGCAGAUGCUAAGAUCAAGCUAGGUCAACUUUAGAGAAAGUACUGCAGAGUUUAGCUUGGGCUUUCAAAAAGCACAGGCAGAUUACAACAUUUUAAUCUCAGAGCUGCAGAAAUUCUUUCUACAUUGCAACACAUUCACUGCAGAGAAAUGCCAGGCAUGCUGCUUCUGGGUGCCACACCUUUUUGAGUUUUUUGGUGAAGGGAGAAAGGGAGCUUUGGGUAGUACAACCACAGAUAAACAAAAAAAAGCAGUGCACCUCCCUGUGUUAGUCAUCAUGGGAGAGAGGACGUCCAACCACAAUGAAGUCCUCAGAGGCAGCUGAAGUGAACAGUGUGUUGGAGAGCAUGAACCUCUUAAGGAUGGCAAGUAAACCAGGCCCAGUUCAGAUCGUCACAGUGUGUAAGGAGGAUCACCUCUUUGCUUUGGACACAGAGGCUUUGGCUCGGGUCCUGUUGGCCCCCGAGGUCAGGGACAAAAAUGUGGUGGUGCUGUCGGUGGCCGGAGCCUUCAGAAAGGGCAAGAGCUUCCUGCUUGAUUUCAUGCUCCGCUACAUGUACAGAAAGGAUGAUGAAAACUGGCUGGGUGACGAUGAGGAGCCGCUGACGGGAUUUUCUUGGAGAGGAGGUUCUGAACCAGAGACAACAGGCAUCCAGCUGUGGAGCGAAGUUUUCCCCAUCCAAAAGAGCGAUGGAACAGAGGUGGCAGUAGUGUUGAUGGACACUCAGGGAGCCUUUGAUAACCAGUCCACCGUGAAGGACUGUGCCACCAUCUUCGCCCUCAGCACCAUGACCAGCUCAAUACAGAUCUACAACCUGUCACAGAACAUACAAGAGGACGAUCUGCAGCAGCUACAGCUGUUCACGGAGUACGGUCGUCUUGCCAUGGAUGAGAUCUUUCAGAAGCCCUUUCAGUCUUUGAUGUUCCUGAUCAGGGACUGGAGCUUUCCCUAUGAAUAUUCCUACGGGUUCAAAGGAGGCAAUGCAUUCCUGGAUAAACGGUUACAGGUGAAUGAGUCCCAGCAUGAGGAGCUGCAAACAGUGAGGGAUCACAUCCAUUCAUGCUUCACCAACAUUUCCUGCUUCCUGUUACCUCACCCUGGGUUGAAGGUUGCCACCAGCCCUAAUUUUGAGGGGCAGCUUAAUGCUGUUGCCCCGGAGUUCAAAGACGAGCUGAGGAGCCUGAUCCCUAAACUGCUGCAUCCCGAUCGUCUGUCUGAGAAAGAAAUAAAUGGAAACAAAGUCACUUGCAGGGGCCUGCUCGAGUUCUUCAAGGCUUACAUCAAGAUUUACCAGGGAGAAGAUUUGCCACAGCCAAAGACUAUGCUCAUGGCUACAGCAGAGGCCAACAAUCUGGCAGCCGUGGCAACAGCCAAAGAUCAGUAUAGCAAGAACAUGGAGAAGGUCUGCGGGGGCGACUUGCCCUAUGUGGCCCCUGAGUCUCUGGAGGAAAAGCAUCACUUUUACUUCCGAGAGGCUCUCCACAACUUCUCCAAGACCAAGAAGAUGGGCGGACAAGAUUUUUGUGACCGUUACCAAGCAGAGCUGGAAACAGAGCUGGAGGAAAUGUGGCAGUCACUCAGCAAGCACAAUGCGGCAAAAAACCUCUUCAGUGCCUUCCGGACGCCUGCGGUGCUGUUUGUCCUGGUGUGCCUUCUCUACGUGCUGUCUGGUGUGUUGUUCUUCGUUGGCCUGUCUACCUUCGCCUUGGUGUGUGACUGCACUCUGGGUGUGGUCAUGAUGUCCAUGCUGACGUGGGCCUUCAUCCGCUACUCUGGACGGUACCAAAAUGUGGGAGGAGCCAUCGACCAGGCCGCAGGUGUCGUCCUCGAGCAGGCCACCGUGGUGAUGAACAAGUCAAGAGGUGUGGGCACUGUAGACCAGAAGAAAUCCAGAUAAAGGACCUCUGGACCUUCGUAUCUCGAUGCAAUGCUACCAGCACCCAACACAAGCACACAUUCAGCACUAAAGCCUUAUCAUGCCUCCCAUUGGAACAAACAUGCAGAUCAACCACAUUGGCACAAGGUACAAACAUGAUGCCAAUUCACCAGCAUCUUUAUAAUGCACAUUGAAGUCCUAGUUUAUGUAAAGUUGACUGGAUUCACUGAGGCAGGGAUUCAAAUCAUCCCAACCCCUCUUAUUGAUACUUCAUGUCUUAAAUUGACACUGCCAUCAUUUUACAAGUUUACAAUUGGUCUUAAGAGACAUGUCAAUGUUUACCUUUAAACCUUUGAACCUAUAAAACACUUACUUGGUUUGUCAGGGUGAUUAUCAAAGAAAGCUUCUGCAGUAAAUCUUAUUACCUUAAAAAAACAAAACAGCUUUAUAGCUUAUAUGUUUAUACAUAUCACUUUGUGGCUAUAUUUUUUUACUUUGCGGCCUUAAAACAUUCCAUUCUGUUUGUAGAUUUGCUUUAUAUUUGAUAUAAACUAGCAUUUCUACUUUGAAAGGAUAAGAGGAUACGCACUUUCUAUAUAGCACAGUAGAUUUUGGAAGUUGCAUGUUAUGGGAGUUCAGUUGAAUCUCAUUCGUCUCAAGUGCUUUGCCGUUUAUUCCUUGAUGGAACGUGUUACACUUUGUAGAUUUUGAUACUUUAUGCUAGACUCUUCUAGGGAAAAUGAUAUAGAGGAACUUGUAUUCUGGACACUUUUCAACUCCAAAGAUAAGACAUUAUUGGAAUACUCAGAGGUGUUUAACGCACAAAAUACUAUCUACUAAGCUAGCGACCAGUCAGCCAAAGAGUUAGCUUUUAAUAUUUGAUUUAUACUUUGAUUUAAACUCAGUGAAAAAACACUUUGCAACUCAAACAUAGCAAGUGUUGAACAAACAUAGAACAAAUAACAAGCAGGAUGUAAAACGGUAAUAAGAAUAAGGAGUAAUAAUCAGUAGAUACCAAUAGAAAAUGUUACAGCAUGGCUGUUGGUACACUUCUCCAUUUUCAGUUGCACCUCAGAUUAAUUCUUGAUGUAAUGCUUUUAGCGGACAUUUUGUAGCCUGUGCUAUCAGCUCCACUGUGAGAAAACACUCUGUGAUUCAUCACUAUGACGCAUUGCUCACAUUAGUGAUCCGGCUGCAGCUGAAAGUUUCAAUGUGAUAAUUACUGAACUCGGACUUCUUUUUUAAUAUGACAAAAAAAAAAUUUGGUUAAUUUUCACUUUAAGUUUAUUUCAAUCAAGCUUAAAACCAUUGCGUGCUUAGGUCAGAGCUUUGCUUCAAUAGAAUUGCAUGCAAUGGUUACAUAACAUAUAAUGAAAACAUUUAGCAUAAAAAUAAUAAAUGCUGACUAUUUUCUUAGGUCCUCGGUUGCCUGCAGCAUUUAACCAUCAGCCGUAUUUUUCCAAAAUCAGUCGUUCUUGGAAUUUAGAAGGUAGACUUCACAGUGGAUUUAUUAUGUUUUAGUUUUCCUUUGCAGGGCCAAGCAGGACAUCUCAGGCCAACUCAGAAAGAACACGUCAUUGCAUUAAAGGACUCUGAUUAUUUAAAACUAUGCCUUACAUCUCUUAACAUGAGAGGUGGAUUCUUUCAGAAUUAUUCAAUUGGAGAACUGGAAUGGUAAUCAUUUAGUAUUGUAUUCUAGGUCUUUAAAAUGCCACAAGAUUGUUAGACCUGAGAGCGGAUGUAGGAUAAUAUAGACUAAUGAUUUUUCAUUGUGUACUUCAACAACUAACCAUAUAUUAACUGCGCUCGAAUACAGAAUGGUCACAGAAAAGGCCAAAAAAACAGUGCAUUAAUCUCAGUUGUUCCAUGAUACUGUAGGUAUAAAUCAUAAGAAUACGAGGUCAAAAAAGAGUGUGAAAAUAUGGAUGAUGAGAGACUUUCUCAAGCCAUGAUUUCUGACCAUCAUUUUGCACCUUCUAUGUCUGUCCCUUUGCACAAGAGGAGGAAACAAGCACUUUCUUUUGCACUCCUCCUCCUCCUCUUUGGUGCUUUUUGCACUCUGCUCAUUCCAAAGGUAAACGCAUGCAAUAUUGUUGUUAAAGCUAAUGUAAUAAUCUCUUGCAGGGGUAUUGUGGCCUUGACUUGAGAAAUGCUGUUUUCUAAAGAAUAAACAAAGCUUGAAAC